Diorhabda carinulata is the source of this 15157-nucleotide messenger RNA. RefSeq lists its product as uncharacterized. The transcript has 17 exons. Gene Ontology annotation, molecular function: neurexin family protein binding; small GTPase binding. The record is from RefSeq and is a predicted model, not a curated record. NCBI's taxonomy places the organism in Eukaryota, Metazoa, Arthropoda, Insecta, Coleoptera, Chrysomelidae. Bases 332 to 14920 code for a protein of 4862 amino acids. Gene Ontology annotation, cellular component: plasma membrane; exocytic vesicle. Gene Ontology annotation, biological process: intracellular protein transport; exocytosis.
GGACAGUUUCAGUUUUCAGUCAAUUUCAGCUUGUAGUAGUAGGUCAGACGCCGCGACGCGGCUGGAAAAGCUGGCGUACGUGUACCAUAAAGUGUUCGGUAUUUGAAUCGCGUGCUGUCUCGUGGACUGCGAGUGAAAUCGGUCGAGGCCAUAGGAAACACGUGUUGCAUAUGUUCAGAUGACUGUAGAGUUGAAACUACCAGGAUAACCGGGGAUAUAAUGCAUAGUUGUUGCUGCUGCAAAUUUUUAUCUAUUGUAUUGAAGAUCGUUUGGUGAAGCUUUAGAAGCUGUUCGAAGGGUCGAUAUUUUGCUGAUGAAAUAAGGAUAAAUCAUGGAGUUUAUAAACUAUAUUAUUUAUCUUGGAGGAUGGCGUCCUUACUUAUUCUCAUACGAGUGUAUCUUGGAUGUUCUCCAGAGCAGAAAAAAAUAUAAAAAAGAAAUGUCAUGUUGCGGCGAUCCGACAGCACACCAACCACCGCCAGUGGCGUCGGUCUCUGUUUUAAAAACACUCACGGCAUCGGGAGAAUCCGUGGAAUGUCCGGAUCCAAUAGUGGCUGCUGCGAUGUUGGAAGCAACGCAACUGACAGACAGAGAGCGGGAAAUUAUCCUGGGAGUCCUUGGAAGGGACGAAUUGCUAAGGAGGGAUCAGCAGCUGCGAGUUUUGCAAUUGAAAGCCGAACUACAAAAUCUAAGACGAAAAGGCGCAUUGAGACCAUCAACCGAUUUGGAUACCACAGGGCCGGACCAGGACCCGGACCGAUAUUGUAGGCGAUGCAGGGUCAAACUAGGGAGAGUCAUCAACAGAGGAGCUUACUGCAGGGCUUGUCGCUUAAAAGUCUGUAAAGCAUGUAGAGAAUAUUCACUUCGAACUACCGACUGGGUGUGCACAGUCUGCAAGAAACAAAUGGAGAUUCAAGCAGCAAGCGGAGAAUGGAUGAAUGAGUUCGUGAAGAGGCCAAAUAAGCGGCGUGAAAACCGAGUCUGUUUACCCACGGCUGAUAUUAUAAAAAGGACUAUACGGAGAUCGUGGACAAUAUCAAAUCCGACCCCAAGAUGGAGUGCAAUGCGCGGAUCUCCCGAACUUCGACCCUACAACAGUCUCCCACGUAAACAGAAUAUUAACAACUACCCAUCCUUAGCCUUACAUCAAACCAAGAAUCAAGAAGUACCCCUUCAAGAAGCUCCAUCACCAACAUACAGACGAAGAUCACCAAGGAGAACUCAGUCUGAAGACAUUUACGAUGACCAAAGUUUAUCAAGCCAAUACAGGGGUAUUUCUCCCAUAACUCAAACUGUUAACUCUACAGAUGUAGAUAGCCAGAGACAUUCGAGGAUGAAUCCUUUAAGCAAACUUUCGGAUGGUAGGCUGGAUAUUGAGCGACGAAGAUCGCCUAUGAGACGAAGUAAUGAAGGUAGUAGUGAGGAUGGGAGCUCCAAAGAGGAUGGAAGUCCUAAAUCUAAAGGUAUUUUGACGCCCGAAACCGCUCGAAAAUUCGAACGAAAUUAUAUCGAAAAGCGUGUAAGCUUCGAAAGUCAUGUCCCCUAUACGAAAAUGUCUAAACCGACUCCUGUUUUAAGAACUCAAUCGCUGAUUGAAGGACGAGUGCAAAAUCAUUUACCAAGCAGGUACUCAGUGCACCAAGAGGAUAACUCAGAUAAUUCAGAGGAAGCUACUCAGGCUGAUGUACAAGAUUCAAGAGAAGAAAAUAAUUCCAUAGAACUUUGUGAAAUCGAGCCUUUCAGUGGUACAGUUUUCAGAAAAAUGAUGGUCCGUAGACGAAGACAGAAUAAUGCUAGAAGUAUUUCCGGUUCCGCUACAAACUGUUCAACGACGGAAAACGCGAAUGUAGCAAUCUAUAGAAAUCCUGUCCUUGCACUAACCUUAACGGUGGCGGGCUCUACCAUAAUUUUCCUCAAAUCCAAAUUAUCCAACCAAUUGUCCUCUGACCGCAUCACUGGUCUGGUCCCAGGUUGGCGCAGAGGUCCAGAUUCCGAUCUUUGGGAUAUAUUGCUACCAGAAGGCGACGACUACAAGCUGGUGUUCAUUAACUCAGAUGGAUCCUCCAAAGAAGAAACUUCGUCUAGAGAAGAAGACGAUAACGAUAGCACCUCAACUACGUCGAGUUUUCCUAUAGACGAAUGCGAUUGGGAUUAUUUCGAACCUGGAACUCGACCUACUCCUGUAAUUAAUUGGGGCUCUCCGUUCGGGUCUCCUAGAGUCUACAGAAGAGAUAUGGUAGAGAGUCCCAUUGGAUCACCGUUAGUCUAUAGGAGGCGCAUGCGCGAAUCAGACACCGGCACCGAUGAAGAUAACAUUAGACAAGAUAGCGGAUCUCCAGCAUCAUCAGACAGUCUUUUCCAAUCUAGAACGUUAUCGGAAGAAAUAUCCUUCGACACCAAUCAAUCCCGAAGAGAAAAAGUGUUGGAUGAUACAGCUGCUUUACAAUGUGUCCAUUCAGAAGAAGUUUUCACGAAACCCUCCUGUCAUGCAUGCGGUGCACAAACACAAUUCAUUCCUAUACCCGUACCAGUACCCAUCCCAUUCCCCGUGCCCACGUUAUGGCCCCCACAUGAGCCACCACUGAUGGUCUUCGGUGAACAACGGUUUCGCGUAUUACCGCGCAACUUGUGGCCGUACCUGAGUCAGUCCGCCCUUAUCUGGCCGACACUCAAUGCAAACGGUGGUAACGCCGGUACCACUAUGCCCGCAACAACCGACCGUGAUGGCUGCGCGCUUGGAACACACAAAGAACCCGAUAACGUACCUCCGGUUGUUGAAGCGGAAGAAAAUAUUACGGGGUACUUGGAGUGUGAAAAUCGGUACGCGUCUACUAGUGACUCUUCCAGUGAUUGUAGUGAUAAUUCGGGAUCUCGAGUGCGUCGGAUGUACAACGUUAGUGGUACCGAGCGGCAUAGCGACGAUGCUUUACCCAGUAGCAAUGUUUCUAGUGAUAAUGAUGAGGAGGACGGACGUAUGUCACAUAGUUCAGUCAGAGAGGAUGAUAUGACUUCGUCGGGAUCAGCUGAUACGGAUAGUGAUGAUACCGGUACUGUCGCCGAUCAAAAAACGAGGAGAUUUUCGCGAAUAUUCGUCGUUAAUAAAAACUUAUCCUCCUCAUCGAAUUCGUGUAGUUCUAGUAGUGAUACGGAUACUUCAGAUAACGACACCGACACGGAAUUAGAUUGCACUGUAAUUUUAACAAAUGUGAAGCAAUUAGACGAAAAAGAUGACGUCUGUGAUAGUAAAUCGAGUGAUAAAGCUACUGAAAACUCAACAAAGCAAAAUAAAGAAAAUUAUUUCUCAAGUCCCGGGUUAUCCGAUGUCAGUGCCGAGUCUGUGAACUCUAGUGAUGUCGAUCAAAUUAAGGAUUUCAACGAUACAUCAAAAGAUUUUAUCUCCAAAGAAAAUUACGGGGUUAAUGAACUAACAGAUAAUGUUGAUUCAUAUUUAUCCAAGGCAAAUGUAGAGAAAAAUUUAUGCAAAAAUAAACAAAAACUUUCCGAUGUUAUUAAUGAAAAAACUUUUUCAUUUGAUGAUUCUGAUUUGAUAGAAACGGAAUUGUACACUGACGAAGUUGCUGUAAUAAAAUUAACUAAAAGUGAUAUUGAAGCAAUUAAAAAAGAGUACGAAACAGAUUUACCGUUUGGUGAUGAAUUUAAACUCAAUGAGGCUGUACAUUUUAAAAUUAAUAAAGAUGAAGUAGACGAACCAGAAAAUAAUGUAAGAAAUGAGAAUGAAGAAAAAGAAUCAUUUCAAGGUUCGAAAAAAAUCUCAAGCUCUUCAAUUAAAUCUAAUUUAACAAAAGGAAAUACAAAUAAAGAUUUUGUUAACUUGAAAACAUCUAAAAAAUCUACGGUCACAUUCAAUUUAUCGGAGGAAUCGUCUAAUUUUGAAAAUGAAAAAUGUGAAAAAAUUACGACUGAAUUAAAUCCCGAUGACGAAGUCAAUGUGGUCUCAUCAGAAGUUAAUAACACUGCAAAUAUUAACACAAAAGAAGAAACAAAAAAAUCACUACUAUGUGCCGAUAAAGGUGAUGCUUUAAUUGCUCAUGAAAAAUUCGAAAGUACCAGUUACGACUACACCAACAAAUCUGAAACUAGCAGCGAAAGUUUAACUGAGGACCAAGUGCAAACUACUCACCCACUCCAGGGACAAAUCAAAGACAGCUCGGACAUAAAGGACAACGUAAUUACAACUAAUAAAGCAGUAUUAGAAGAUGAAAAAGGUAAGACAAAUAUUUAUAAUAAGACUGCAUGCUCUACAAUCAAAACAAAUAUGACAUUAGAUGGACAAAACAUUGAAAAUUUAGAAUUCAGAUCCAUUAGUUUUACUAACAUAUUAGAUAAUGAUGAUGAUAAUGGGAGUAACCAAAGCUCUAUAACAGAGACAACACAAAUUUCAGAUAAUGAUUAUUUGAAUGAAAUUGAAACACUUCUGGAAUCUUUCGACUAUCAAAAAACUGAUGAUGAAAUUACAGUGUCAUCAAUUCUCACUUCUGACACAAAUGUAACUGAUAAUGUAAGUGCAGAAAAAAUAACAAAUAACGAGUACCUCGAAAUUGACAUAUUUGGUGACCAUAUAAUUACUGAUCAAGAAAUAAAAGAACAUUUUAAUGCUUGCGAAGAGUUACCUCAUCCAAUUGAAAAAAUAAAUGAUAUUGACGAAUACAUUGACAUUGAAAAACCACUUUUGGAUAUAUCUCAAGCUUGUUCCAUCAACUAUAAGUCAAAUACAAGCAAUACUGAAGAUGAUAUUGCUGAUUUGAUGUUUUUUGAUGAGGAAGACGUUAAAAUAAAUGACUCUAUGACUAUAUCAGAUAAAGUUGUCGUUGAAGAAUAUAAUUUUCAGAAUAUGAGUGACGAUGACAAUAAUCAUGUGAAUAAAAAUGGAAUAAAGAAAGACAUUGAAACAAUAGCUGAAGGAAAAAAUAAAUUUGAGGAACUUAUCAACUCAUUUGAUACUGAUACUUUGAAAGACAUUGAAAAUAUUGAUGGAUAUGGAUACUUAAAAUUAGAUAUAAAUGAUGAGGAUAUCAAAAAUAUAACAGAUAAUGUAGAAGCUGUUGUAAUUAACAUUUCAGAUAUUGAUUUCACACAAUCAACUUAUUAUUUCAUAGAAUCAAAAAAAUCUGUUGAUAGAAAUCUUCACGACGAUAGUGCGGUGGAAACUUGCAACAAGAGCUCACAGAUUAGUGAAGAAAAUAAUAAUGAUCAUAUUGGAAAUGGAAUCCUAAGCUCAAAAGUUGUAUGUGAUGAUAGAAAAAAAAUUAAGGCCGAAGAUUCUCAAGAUAUUGUAAUUCUGGAUAACUUAGCUAACCUCGAUUCAGUUGAAAGUGAAGUUGAAGAACAGAAUGAUUUGCUUGGCACUAGUACUUCAAUUACCAGGUUGGUACUAAAAGCAAAUGAAUUUGAUAAUGACAGUAACAGAAUAUUAGAUACAUUAUUAGAAGAAUCAAAAAUGAUUGACCACAAAAAUGUUGAAAAAUUAGAUGAUACUUUAGAUUUGGACUUAAUAAUACCUUCGAAGAUCGAAGAAAAUUACAGUGCCAUUAAAAAUCAAAAUGAAGUAUUUUCUCACAUAACAACUGAAAUACUUGGUGCUGAUAUAAAAACCAACGAGGAGAUAGAAAUAAAGGUGGAUAACUUUAGUGAACCAAGUAAAAAAUGUAAUGAAAACUUUCAAACUAUCGAUGCAGGAUUGAAUUUAAUAGAUACUACAAGGAAUGUUGACAGUGAGAGUGGAUUUACUCACGACAAUGAUCUGCUAAAAAAUGAAACAAUUUUGACUGGUUUUGUAGAACCAACGACAACCGAUCUUCUGUUAUCACUUCAAAAUAAAAAAAUUAAAGAAAUUACUGAUAAAAGUGUGACUAAUAGCAGCAAAAUCAAUACAACACCUAGCGCACCAAUGGGAGGUCAAGAAACAGCUGUUACUGACAAUAUUCAUGAAAAUGUAAAACUAUUUGAUGAAUUUGGUGCCAAUAAAAAGAUAGAGUAUGGAUUACAAACCAUUGCCCCCGUAUUAGCCAAUACAACUGAAGUAUCACACAACUACCAAGAAGAAACAGUGAACGAAUCACAUGAUAAUUAUGCGUUUAAUUCAGGAAGUAUCGAUAAAAAUACAAGAGAUCCAUCCGCACAACUCGAUGUGAAAUUCGAAAUAAGGGCUUACGAUACGAAAGAUAUCGAUUUGAAUAGAGAAGCUGAAAAAUCAGUAACCACAAACGAUUCACCUAAUGAAUUAGAUACAGUUGUAUCACCCUGUUUGAAAUAUGAACUAAAUGUUUUCGAUUUAGAUGAGAUUGACAUCCACGAAAAAUGCGAAAAAUCACCAAUUAUUAGCGAUACACUUGAUACAAUGAGCACAGCUGUAUCACCUAAUAGGAGAUUCAAACUAAGCGCUUUUAAUAAUGAGGAGAUUGAUAUCUAUGAAGAAUCCGAUAUAUCACCAAUUAUCAGCGAUUCAUCUCAUACAAUAAGUACGGCUGUAUCUUCCUGUAUACGAUUCGAACUUCGUGAAUCCGAUACGGAAGAAAUCGAUAACUAUGAAGAAACCGCAAAAUCACCAAUUAUCAGCGAUUCACCUGACACAAUAAGCACAACUGUAUCACCUUGUAUGAAAUUCGAACUAAGCGGUUUUGAUAAUGAGGAGAUUGAUAUGUAUGAAGAAUCCGAUAUAUCACCAAUUAUCAGCGAUUCAUCUGAGAUAAUGAGUACGGCUGUAUCUUCCUGUAUGCAAUUCGAACUUGAUGCAUUCGAUAAGGAAGAAAUCGAUAUAUCUAAAGAAACCGCAAAAUCACCAAUUAUCAGCGAUUCAUCUGACACAAUAAGCACACCUGUAUCACCUUGUAUGAAAUUCGAACUAAGCGAUUUUGAUAAUGAGGAGAUUGAUAUGUAUGAAGAAUCCGAUAUAUCACCAAUUAUCAGCGACACAUCUGAUGCAAUAAAUACGGCUGUAGCUCCAUGUAUAAAAUUCGAAAUUGGUGCAUUCGAUGAGGAAGAAAUCAAUAUUUAUGAAGAUACCGCAAAAUCCGAAGAAUCACCAAUCACAUGCGGUUCACCAGAUGAUUCAAGCACAGUUGUAUCACCAUGUAUGAAAUUUGAAAUAAAAUCUUUUAAUUACGCAGAUGUCAAUGUCUUAGAAGAAUCCGACCAAUCAGCAAUCACAACCGAUUCUUGUGAUGAAGAGAGCACAGUUGUAUUACCCCGUAUGAAAUAUGAAAUAAAAUCUUUUGAUAACGAAGAUGGAAAUGUAGAAGAAUCCAACAAAUCAGCAAUUACAACCGAUUCUUGUGAUGAAGUGAGCACAGUUGUAUUGCCCCGUAUGAAAUUUGAAAUAAAACCAUUUGAAAACGAAGAUGCCAAUGUCUUAGAAAAAUCCGACAAAUUAGCAAUCACAACCGAUUCUUGUGAUGAAGUGAGCACAGUUGUAUUACCCCGUAUGAAAUUUGAAAUAAUACCUUUUGAUAACGAAGAUGGAAAUGUAGAAAAAUCCGACAAAUUAGCAAUCACAACCGAUUCUUGUGAUGAAGAGAACACAGUUGUAUUACCCCGUAUGAAAUUUGAAAUAAAACCUUUCGAUAACGAAGAUGGAAAUGUAGAAGAAUCCGACAAAUCAGAAAUUACAACCGAUUCUUGUGAUGAAGUGAGCACAGUAGUAUUACCCUGUAUGAAAUUUGAAAUAAAAUCUUUCGAUAACGAAGAUGGAAAUGUAGAAGAAUGCGAAACAUCAGCAAUCACAACCGAUUCAUCUGAUGAAUUGAGCACAGUAAUAUUACCCUGUAUGAAAUUUGAAAUAAAAUCUUUUGAUAAUGAAGAUGGAAAUGUAGAAGAAUCUGACAAAUCAGCAAUCACAUCCGAAUCAUCUGAUGAAUUGAACACAGUAGUAUUACCCUGUAUGAAAUUUGAAAUAAAAUCUUUUGAUAAUGAAGAUGGAAAUGUAGAAGAAUCUGACAAAUCAGCAAUCACAUCCGAAUCAUCUGAUGAAUUGAACACAGUUUUAUUACCUCGUAUGAAAUUUGAAAUAAAAUCUUUCGAUAACGAAGAUGCCAACAUCUUAGAAGAAUCCGACAAAUCAGCAAUCACUUGUGAUGAAGUGAGCACAGUUGUAUUACCCCGUAUGAAAUUUGAAAUAAAACCUUUCGAUAACGAAGAUGGAAAUGUAGAAGAAUCCGACAAAUCAGAAAUUACAACCGAUUCUUAUGAUGAAGUAAGCACAGUAGUAUUACCCUGUAUGAAAUUUGAAAUAAAAUCUUUUGAUAACGAAGAUGGAAAUGUAGAAGAAUGUGAAACAUCAGCAAUCACAACCGAUUCAUCUGAUGAAUUGAACACAGUUUUAUUACCUCGUAUGAAAUUUGAAAUAAAACCUUUUGAAAACGAAGAUGCCAACGUCUUAGAAGAGUCUGAUAAAUCAGCAAUCACAACCGAUUCUUGUGAGGAAGUGAGCACAGUUGUAUUACCCCGUAUGAAAUUUGAAAUAAAAUCUUUCGAUAACGAAGAUGGAAAUGUAGAAGAAUGCGAAACAUCAGCAAUCACAACCGAUUCAUCUGAUGAAUUGACCACAGUAGUAUUACCCUGUAUGAAAUUUGAAAUAAAAUCUUUUGAUAACGAAGAUGGAAAUGUAGAAGAAUCCGACAAAUCAGUAAUCACAUCCGAAUCAUGUGAUGAGGCGUGCACAGUUGUAUUACCCUGUAUGAAAUUUGAAAUAAAACCUUUUGAUAACGAAGAUGCCAACGUCUUAGAAGAAUCCGACAAAUCAGCAAUCACUUGUGAUGAAGUGAGCACAGUUGUAUUACCCCGUAUGAAAUUUGAAAUAAAACCUUUCGAUAACGAAGAUGGAAAUGUAGAAGAAUCCGACAAAUCAGAAAUUACAACCGAUUCUUGUGAUGAAGUAAGCACAGUAGUAUUACCCUGUAUGAAAUUUGAAAUAAAAUCUUAUGAAAACGAAGAUGCUGACGUCUUAGAAUUAUGCGACAAAUCAGCAAUCACAACCGAUUCUUAUAAUGAAGGGAGCACAGUUGUAUUACCCUGUAUGAAAUUUGAAAUAAAAGCAUUUGAUAUCGAAGAUGCCAAUGUUUUAGAAGAAUCAGACAAAUCUGCAAUCACAACCGAUUCAUGUGAUGAGACGUGCACAGUUGUAUUACCCUGUAUGAAAUUUGAAAUAAAACCUUUUGAUAACGAAGAUGCCAAUGUAUCAGAAGAGUCUGACAAAUCAGCAAUCACAACCGUUUCAUGUGAUGAAGUGUGCACAGUUGUAUUACCCUGUAUGAAAUUUGAAAUAAAACCUUUUGAUAACGAAGAUGCCAAUGUCUUAGAAGAAUCCGACAAAUUAGCAGUCACAGCCGAUUCUUGUGAUGAAGAGAACACAGUUGUAUUACCCCGUAUGAAAUUUGAAAUAAAACCUUUUGAAAACGAAGAUGCUGACGUCUUAGAAGAAUGCGACAAAUCAGCAAUUACAAGCAAUUCAUCUCAUGAACCAAGGUCAGUUGUAUCUUCCUUUAGGAAAUUUGAACCUAUUUUCACCGAUUCAAAUGAUAUAACGAAGACAACUGUAUCACCUUGUAUGAAAUUCGAAAGAAAGCCCUUUGAAAAUGAAGAAGUCAAUGUCUUUGAUGAAUUCAAAAAAUCACAAAUCACAAACGGUGCAUCUUAUAAUAUAAGCACAGUUUUAUCACCCUAUAUGAAAUUUGAAAUAAAACCUUUUGAUACAAAAGAGGUCAAUGUCUAUGACGAAUCCCAUAAAUCACCAAUCACAAGCAAUCUAUCCGAUAAACCACCGAUCACAAACUAUCCAUCCGAUAAAUUGAGUACAGUUGCAUCACCCUGUAUGAAAUUCGAAAUUAAACCAUUUGGUGAAAAAACUAUUGACAUUUUCGAAGAAACCGAUAAAGAGCUCCAAACUGAAAAUAUAGAAGAUGUAUAUGAAACAUUCGAAAGAGUUGUAUCGCCCUGCAUGAAAUUUGAAUUGAAGGCAUUCAAUACAGAAACAAUAAAUGUUUAUGACGAAUCCGAUGAUUCACUUGAAGAUAUAAGAGAAUCAUGUGAAACAUUCAGAAAUGUUGUAUCUCCAACUAUGAGAUUUGAACUCAAAUCUUUCAAUACAGAAACAAUCAAUAUUUAUGAAGAAUCUAAUGAUUCAAAUCAACCUGUAGCUAAAAAAGGUCUUGAUAUUGUUCCAAAUAGAAAAGAUCUCAACUAUUUGAAAACUUCUAAUCGAGCUGUUGUAUAUUCAAGUAAUUCAUUUGGAGAUGAUGAUAUAGAUAUCAGCAGAAGUCACGAAAUUAUCAAAAGUUUUGACAAAGCCGGUAAAAUGACCGACUGCAUGCUUGACAUUGGAAAUGAAAUCGAGGAUAAUGUCGAUUUUCUAAAAAAUUUUGACAACAUUAAGUUGGCUCAAAAUUUCAAAUUUACAUUAAGAAGUUAUGGUGAGGACGAAUCUAAAAAACAUUUAACAAAUAAAAGAGAUGCCACAACCCCAAAUAUAAUUGAAAAGAUAUUUAAAAGAAAAAGAAUUUCCGAGAAUGAUGAAUCAGAAACACAUGAGAUAACAUCCGAAGAAAUAUGUGAGAAACGCUUAAACAAAGAUCUGUUAGUUAGCAAAAUCUCCAGCGAAAAUCCUCUCAUUAGCAAUAUCAGUUGUCCCACAAUCCCACAUACUGAUAACGACCAAUUAAUGGACACCGUCGACGUCGGGAAAACUCCAGUAGAAACGGCAGGCGCCGAUCACCAGCGUGCGCUUAGUGAAUGGAACGAGAUCCGGUCUAUCGAUGCCGUUAACGUAGAGGGGAAAUCGUUACCCGCUCGUAACGACGGUGUUCAACCAGGUGCGAUAGUCUGCGGCGAGGUUUUAUCACGUCAUGCAGCGCGUUAUACGAGUCUAGUGAUGAUAACUCAAGAUCCCGCCCCCAACUAUCAACAGGUUAGUGUUGUCACCUCUGAUACUACUACCUUAGUGCCAGGGAAUGAUGUUAUUGUAAGGCAUACCAAUUGGCAAGAAGAUGAAAAUAAACAGCAGGAAAAAAUACGUGAUAACCAUAAACAAGAAAAAGAGAGCGUGACCGUGAUAACUGGGGGCGAUACACUUUCAGCUUUCGAAGAAGGUCUAGCAGACGACGAUUCUUGGGUAGAAAAUCUCAGUCAUGACGAUGAAGACGAAGAUGAAUUCGCCACAAACUCCGGUACAGAGGAUUCUUCGUCCGGAGAAGAAGUUACACUUACUUGUUCUGCUGCAAUAGAUCAAGAAGAAGAUCUUAGAGGAUACCACAGGACUGCUAUCGAUUUUACUUUACAUACCAUUGUUGAAGAAAGCUGCGAAGAAAGUGAAGUAGAACAAAAUGUAUCGAAAAAGAAAGAGCGGCCUGCUUCGGCUACUGAUCUAGAAAAAUACUUUUUCUUUGGAUUAGGUGAUGGAAUGGGGCCUUCGUUGCAAUCUAACAGGGAAGAUGCAUUCUCAGAAACGAGUAGCAUCUAUAGUGAAGGAAUGGAAUCUCUUGGUAGUGAAGAAGUUCAAACUCCAAACGAUAAUUCUGAUCCGGCAGAACUUGCUUCCUCCAGAUUAGAAAAAUAUUUCUUGAGUGGAUUUAUGGGAUUUACGGCUGAAAGAAGGGAUUCUGAUGGAAGUGUUGGUAGUGAUAGUGAAGGCAGACCCAGUCCUGAACAAAGAAGAAAAAGAUUAGUCCGAGCUCGUGGUACGGGAAGGUCACAUUCAUCGUCAUUAGAUAAUUUAGAUAAUGCUAUUAGCGAACAAACAAUUGAAACUCAGAUGAGCUCAGAACAUUCCUCAAGUUCUGAUUCUGAAAACUACGAUGAAACUAAUAGUUUUGAAAAACCAGAUGGACAAUUCGAUACAGUUAAGAGAAAGAAAAAUAAAAAGCAUAAAAAUACGACAUCUACCGAUGAAUCGAAAAACUUGGAAAUAACUCAAGAAAUUGAAGAAAAAUGUAGCGAAAGCGACGAAGAUGGUCACAAAACACCACAACCAGAAGUUCAAUCACCUAUAUCGAAUUUAACCACAACGAAAAAUCAACAAAGUAGGGAUAGUGGUUUUGUAGGUAGUUGUGAUGAUUUGUUACGAGAACAGAGAGACAAUAGUACUCCAGAUUUCACAUCAGGUAAAAACGAAUUAAUCAAAACAGAGUUGGAAGGUAUAACAGAAGAAAAGAAACUAGAAGAAAAAUUGAUUUCAGUCUCCACUCCACCAGCAACUUCAUUAACAAGAAAAGAUAGUUUCAAUAAUUGGAGUUCCGAUGAAGAAACUAAUCUCAUGAUGUGUAAAAUGAGACAAUUUUUUAAAACAAUGGUUGCCAAUUCUCAAUUAAACGCCUCCUCGAAACCUUCCACACCUAACUUAAGUUGUACAAUUAAACCAGUUCCGAGUCCUCGUGCCAAACGUUGUAAGCCUCCUCAAUUAGUUUAUUUCGAAAACGAAUUGACCAGGUUAAUGAAAACAGUUCCCGGAAUAAGAGAAGAUCAAGUCAGAGAAAUUGUUGAGUACUUGAGUAGCGAAGAUACGUGGAGUGAUUCAUACGACUCUUCGGAUUAUACUAGUUCCGAUCUUGAAAUAACCACUACCAAAACAGUAUUACAACAACAAAUAUCUGAUAGCUGUAAACAAAUAAUAAAUAAAUUUGAUAAUAUUGUUGAUGAUGAAGGAGACGAAGGUGAUGGAGGUAUAAUCGAUGAAUCUCACGGAUUAAACAAGGAAACUGCAUUUGUGUAUCAAAAGCUUGUAGCUUCAUUCGAAAAAAUGGCAGCAGGUGAAAAUUCCGAUAAUAAUAUAUCCAAAGUAACUCCACAUAGCUCACCACCUUUGAUAGCCAAAGUAAUGCAUCACAUUGGCAGUCGAUUGGUGGCAUUGAUGCAUGAAGUGUCUAGUGGAGAGAGUCAUGCAAGUAAUUCACCAAAAACAAAACAUUACCACAGAAGAUUGCAGCAUAAAAUAUCUUCGGCUUCUAGUACAACCACCGAAGAUGAUUAUCCAGACGGAACUGGUGAUAUUUCGAAUUACGACGAACAUGUACCAUACAAUUUGCUUCCAAGAAGCCAAUCUCAUGAUUUAUUGGUAGGCGAAGCUCGUAUAUUGCAUCAAUCUACUAGCGGCGUAUCCGAUAUUACAGAAGAAAAAGAAGCCAGUGAUUGUGAACGAUUUAGUUGGCGCGGUAGUUUCGAAUCUGCUUUGCUUGCUACUGAUUCCCGCAAUAGACUUUCUCUACUAGGCGGAGAAGCUUCGGCGUCUGCGUCUGCUUUAGCUAUAGCCGCAAAAAGACGAUCAGCCGGUGAUUUAUUAUUUACCAAUAAAAGUCUUAGUCGAGAACAGUUAGAUAGGGUACGGAGUUGUGGGAGCAUCGGUGGGGCGAAUAGUGAAGAUAAACUUUGGGUGGCGUCCGCGAUUCGACCAAAUCGACGUCGUUCGAGCGUACCUGACGCUACUUGCGGUUCGGGUGGAUCUGCUGAUGGAGAAGACGAAGAUGAAGAUAUCGAAAGUAGAGCGACUCUACCUAGGAGUUUACAGGGUGGAACUCCUACUACGAACUCGUUACCGCGUCUUCCUACUACUAUUUCUUCUAAUAGUAUCCAAAAGAGUCAGAGUCAUCAUUUCUUAUCACAAAACGUUAAAAGUGCUCGGUAUCGUCCGCCGGGAUUUAAUAGGUUGAUGUCUAUACCGAAAAGGGCUGUUUCCGCUCCGGGACUACAACCAAGUCAUCAGAGACGAGGAAGGAGAUCUCAACAAAAUAAUGUUCCUAAUGAUGAAAGUGGAGUUUCUGAAGCUCAUUCAUCUCCUAUGCUUGCAUCACCCCGAAAUGGUACAAAAAGUGCUACCACCAGCCCGGUGACUUCCAUUUCAAAACGAAUCGGUCACGACUGGCAUCAUGAAGAAGAUCUUGACAGGAUAGUUAGUUUACACGGAAGAGCGAGCCUGUCCACUCUAGGGGCUCGCUCGGAUUCAAUGGCGAGCGUGUACUCUGGAGCCGGAGAAGGCAGGUACGGCUCAGUUGCUGUUAGGGGGCAAGUAGAAUUCGGUUUACAAUACAACUACAAAGCUGGUGCAUUAGAAAUUCAAAUUAAACAAUGCAGAGAUUUGGCGCCUGUGGAUAUAAAAAGGAAUAGAUCAGAUCCUUAUGUUAAAGUAUAUCUAUUGCCCGAUAAAUCAAAAAGCGGCAAAAGAAAAACGAAAGUGAAAAAACACACGCUCAAUCCGGUCUUCGACGAAUGUCUCAAGUUCCACAUUUCUUUAAACGGUUUAGAAACAAGAACUUUGUGGUUAACUGUUUGGCAUUCGGAUAUGUUUGGUAGAAAUGAUUUCCUUGGGGAGGUCAUGAUGACUUUAGAGAAUAAAGUUUUUGAUGAUCCUACACCCAAGUGGUACAAUCUACAAGAAAGGACGGAACCUUUCGAAGACGUUUCUUCAUAUAAAGGCGAUAUAAUAGUGUGUUUGAAAUUCGUUCCUCCAGAUAUGACAAUUCAAAAGAAAGGUAAAAGAUCAAGAGGAGCGCUACACGUUUUAAUUAAAGAAGCUAAAUCUUUAACUGCGGUUAAAGCUAAUGGUACAUCUGAUCCAUUCUGUAAAAGUUAUCUUCUCCCAGACAAGGGUCGAAGUUCCAAACAAAAAACUCCAAUUGCGAGACGAACAACCAAUCCGGUAUGGAAUUAUACUUUUGUAUACGACGACGUUUCAUUACAAGAACUAGCAGAAAGAUGUUUAGAAUUAACUGUAUGGGAUCACGAUAGACUGGCUAGUAAUGAAUUCUUGGGAGGUGUGAGGUUUUCACUUGGAACAGGAAAACAUUAUGGAAAGCCAGUUGAUUGGAUGGAUGCAUCAGGAAGAGAAAUGUCAUUAUGGAAGAAUAUGCUGGAGAAACCCAAUUUUUGGGUGGAAGGCUCAUUAUCAUUGCGAUCAUCUCUAGAGUCACGUGGAUCAUAACGUUCAUACUCGAUAAUUAAUGAAAAAAUAUGUUCGAAAUCCUAUAAAGAUGUUAUUAAUAAUCGAUAUUUUUGAAUGUUUGUUGAUAUGUUAUUGAUAUGUACAUGAGUUUAAAAAUGUAUAAUCAUUUUAAGCUGUAAGUAAAUUUUUAUUACUAGUUAUUUAAUGUAUACCUUUUUAGGUAAUUGUAAUUCUAACAAACUAUAUUUUCUUAUCAUAAUAAAUGUUUUCUAUGUU